AUGAAAAAUGGGGGGGGCAGAACACGACCAAAUUGGACUUUCACUGAUUUUAAAGACUUCAUUAACAAAAAUGAGCUCCUGGAUGUUGGUUUUGAGGGUCUCUCAUGGACUUGGAGUAAGCUUUGGGAGGGGGAGGGUGAAAUUAAACAGAGAUUGGACAGAGCUCUUGCAAGUGUUGAUUGGUGUGAGGUAUUCAAAGAUGCAAGAGUGACUCAUAUUGAGGUUGAAGCCUCUGAUCACAAUAUCAUUCUUUUGGAGACAGAGCCUAGAAUUAGGAAGCCAAAAAGAAGAUUUCACUUUGAUCCCAGAUGGCUACAAUAUAGGGAAGUAGAAGGCCUAAUCCAAGAGGCGUGGGGUAAAAAUCAAGUGGGGUCCAGGGGUGUGAGAAUCAGUAGGAAGAUCAAGCAGUGUAGAAUGUCUCUCUCGGCUUGGAGCAGAACAUUGAAGUUAAACAGCAGGAUAGAAAUUAAAAGGAUCAAAGAAGAGAUUCAAGAUUCGAGGACCAGAAAUGGAAGUGAUAAUAAAGAAACCAUAAGGAUGCUUAGGAAACAACUUUUUGAUGCCUAUAAGCAAGAGGAACUUUAUUGGAACCAGAGGGCAAGAAUCAAAUGGCUUCAAAAUGGGGACAAGAACACAACUUAUUUUCAUGCUGUGGUGAAGGGCAGAAGGAAAAGGAACAGAAUUUCCAAACUGGAGAAGGAGCAGGGAGGAUGGUGUGCAACUGAGGAGGAUAUUGGGGAGGAAAUUGCUCACUUUUACAGCUAG
Molecule: messenger RNA, 765 nt
Organism: Coffea arabica (coffee)
Lineage: Eukaryota; Viridiplantae; Streptophyta; Magnoliopsida; Gentianales; Rubiaceae
Source: RefSeq, a predicted model, not a curated record